Messenger RNA from Brachypodium distachyon (stiff brome), 1855 nucleotides. RefSeq lists its product as uncharacterized. The record is from RefSeq and is a predicted model, not a curated record. Gene Ontology annotation, molecular function: phosphatidylinositol binding; metal ion binding. Lineage: Eukaryota; Viridiplantae; Streptophyta; Magnoliopsida; Poales; Poaceae. The transcript is spliced from 5 exons. The coding region runs from base 211 to 1593 and encodes 460 amino acids.
CCCUCUUCCUCUUCCCCUCCUUUUCCCCAAACCUUUGCCGGCCAACGGAAGAAACACGCCAGUCCCCACGGCACGCCAAAGCUUCACCUCCCGCGGCGAUCGCCCAUCGAAACCCCCCCUCCGAUCCGGCACCGCCGCCGCCGCCUAGACGGCCUCGGUUGUUCUGUGUUAUUCCCAAUUACUACAUGAGUGCUGUGUAUAAAUGAUUCCAUGGAGACUCCAAAUGAAUUGACAUACUCAUCCCUCUCCAAAAUCGAUAGCUACCACAGCCAAGGAGCUCCUAUGUCCAAUCAAUCUCCAGGGAACAAUUAUCUUGCGCACGACUAUCUCUUUGAGCCAUCCCAGGAACCAGACUUUCCAUCAGAAUAUGGUCCAAGAGAAGAUCUAUUCACCAUACCACGACCUAGUUCAACUAUCAAUUUGAAGACUGUUCUAGGUGGUCUGUCUGCGAUUGUUUCUCGUGCAAGCAAGAAUGAGGAUGAUACGUUGCAGCAUCAAAAUCCUAGCACAGAUGUAUCAUUUCUAGGAUCUGGCAAGGAUGGCGAUUUGCAUUCGUCUGUCUGUGUUCCAAGUGCACCACCGCUUCUUGAAGCAAAUGCUUUACAGUUCAGAGCAUACAGGGAGGUGUUGCAGGCAGAUCCCCCAGAAUGGUUACCUGAUAGCACUACUAGCGUGUGCCUGCAGUGCAGUUCUCCUUUCACAGCUCUGACUCGUGGAAGGCACCAUUGCCGCUUCUGUGGAGGUAUAUUCUGCAAAGAAUGUUCCAAGGGAAGAUCCUUGAUGCCCAUGAAGUUCAGACAGCGUGAUCCUCAGAGAGUCUGUGAUGCUUGCUACGAUAGACUUGAUCCACUCCAGGGUUUGUUGAUCAAUUACAACAGUAAUGCCAUGCAGCCUGCAAAACAUGAUGUCAUGGAUUGGACGAGCACGAGAAGCUGGUUGAAUUUGCCUGUUGGAUUAUCAAUGGAGUAUGAGAUAUACAAGGCAACAAAUACUAUGAGGAAAUAUUGCCAGGUUUCUAGAUUAAAUCCCGAGAAGUCCAUCCCAUCAUCUAUCCUCAAGGGAGCAAAGGGGCUUGCUGUUCUAACAGUUGCCAAGGCAGGUGCAGUUCUUACUUACAAGAUUGGCACUGGCCUUGUAGUUGCUUGCAGAUCAGAUGGAUCAUGGUCCGCCCCAUCUGCGGUUUUAUCUGUUGGCCUGGGGUGGGGAGUGCAGAUUGGAGGAGAAUUGACAGAUUUUAUAAUUGUUCUUCAUGAUCUUAAAGCUGUCAAGGCAUUCAGCAGCCGCAUGCAUCUUUCUCUUGGGGCGGGAUUAAGUGCGGCAGCAGGACCAAUUGGCAGAGCCCUUGAAGCAGAUGUUCGGGCAAGUGAAAAAGGUUCUGGGAUAUGCUACACUUACAGCUGCAGCAAAGGUGCCUUCGUUGGGGUCUCACUGGAAGGAAAUGUCGUGACAACCAGAUUAGACACCAACCUGCGCUUCUACGGGGACGCUUACUUGACUACAAACGAUAUCCUGUUUGGGAGGGUGGAGAAGCCCAGAGCUGCCCAGCCCCUGUACUCAGCUCUAGAUGAUCUAUUCUCCAAAAUGGUUUGCUAGUUCUGGUCAUGGUAGUCUCAGAUUUCAGUGAUGUACAUAUAUCUAAAAAAGAUGCUAGGAAAUUCCUUGGGGAAAAAUGAAAAUGUACAGGUUUUAUUGGAUGGGUUCACUGUAAGUACGUACUGACGCAUGUAAAUAUUGUCAGGAUGUCUGCGGUUGUGUUGCAAUCGUGCAGUGAAGCACUUUUAAGUAACUCAAGUCCUUGUGGUGAAAACGGAGGACCACCUCAAAUUCAAAAGGAAGUGGUACAAGUAAAAGAUUA